Messenger RNA from Doryrhamphus excisus (bluestripe pipefish), 3070 nucleotides. It is a transcript of the gene dmgdh, whose product is annotated as dimethylglycine dehydrogenase. Gene Ontology annotation, molecular function: protein binding. The record is from RefSeq and is a predicted model, not a curated record. Gene Ontology annotation, cellular component: mitochondrion. NCBI's taxonomy places the organism in Eukaryota, Metazoa, Chordata, Actinopteri, Syngnathiformes, Syngnathidae.
CAAGUUAGUUAUAUGGCAGUUACAGCCUGGCUUUUCUGACCGGCGGGUGGUUCUCUUCCUCGACUUUUGAUUGUGUUGAUUUCCUCCCGGAAUCCCAGCCGCCAUGUCCGGGAUAUUCAGGCUGCUGGACGCGCACCUCGCCCGGGGCUUUCUUACGCGUCUUCAUCCUUUCAGGUCUUUUUCAUGCACGUCCGCCAGACAGGAUGAGCAAAGUGAGGCAUGGUCCGUGUUGGGCAAGCGGUGGAAGGACACGGCUGAGACUGUGGUCAUCGGGGGAGGGUGCGUGGGCGCCAGCUUGGCCUACCACCUGGCUAAGGCCGGCAUGAAGGACGUGGUGCUGCUGGAGAAGUCGGAACUGACGGCCGGAUCCACGUGGCAUGCAGCCGGCCUGACCACCUACUACCAUCCAGGCAUCAACCUGAAGAAAGUCCACUAUGACAGCAUUAAGCUCUACGAGAGCCUGGAGGCCGAGACUGGACAGGCGGUGGGCUUCCACCAGCCGGGCAGCGUCCGCAUCGCUUCCACGGCGGCCCGGGUGGACGAGAUGAGGUACCAGAUGACCCGCACCCACUGGCACGUGACGGAGCAGUCCAUGAUCGGACCAGAGAAGGUCCAGGAGCUCUUCCCUCUCCUCAACAUGGACAAGGUCUUGGCGGGUCUGUACACGCCAGGGGACGGCCACAUAGACCCGUACUCCCUGACCAUGGCUCUGGCCACGGGGGCUCGAAUGUAUGGCGCUCAGAUCUACAACCCGGCGCCUGUCACGGGACUCAAGCCCACAGCGGACGGCAAAUGGGACGUGCAGACGCCUCACGGAAGCAUCCGGGCCAAUCGCAUCGUCAAUGCCACAGGUUUCUGGGCGCGGGAGGUUGGCAAAAUGAUCGGAUUUGAGCAUCCUACCAUCCCAGUCCAUCACCAGUACGUGGUGACAGCGACGGUGCCGGAGGUGAAGGCUUUGAAGAAGGAGCUGGCCGUCAUCCGAGACCUGGAGGGUUCCUACUACCUCCGCCAAGAAAGAGACGGCCUUCUCUUUGGACCCUAUGAGAAAAUGGAGAAGAUGGUUCUGCAGGACUCUUGGGUCAGAGAUGGAGUACCCCCAGGUUUUGGCAAGGAGCUGUUUGAGUCAGACCUGGACAGGAUCAUGGAGCAUGUAGAAAUGGCCAUGGAGAUGGUUCCUGUGCUGAAGAAGGCCGACAUCAUCAACAUUGUGUCAGGUCCAAUCACGUACACCCCGGACCUGCUGCCCAUGGUCGGACCCCAUCAAGGAGUCCCCAACUACUGGACCGCUAUUGGAUUUGGGUAUGGCGUUAUCCACGCCGGCGGAAUCGGAAAAUUUCUGAGUGACUGGAUCAGAAACGGUGAGCCUCCCUAUGACCUGAUCGAGUGCGACCCCAACCGCUACGGAAAGUGGACAGACGUGCCCUUCUUGUGCGCCAAAGCUCGAGAAUCCUACGGCUUCAACAACGUUGUCGGAUACCCGAAAGAAGAGCGCUUCGCCGGUCGUCCAACCACGCGUACUAGCGGCGUUUAUGAUCUCCUGAAGGACAAAGGAUCCAUGGGAUUCCAUGCGGGCUGGGAGCAACCCCACUGGUUCUACAAAGCGGGAGACGACAGCGGAUACAAGCCCAGCUUCAGGCGCACAAACUGGUUUGGACCCGUGGGCCGAGAGUGCAAACUGGUGAUGGAGAAGGUGGGCGUGAUAGACCUGACCCCCUUUGGCAAGUUCACAGUGAAGGGGAAGGACUCUCAGAAGCUGCUGGACCGCCUGUUUGCCAACACCAUGCCAAAGGUGGGCCAGACGAACAUCAGCCACAUGUUGACGCCCACUGGCAGAGUCUACGCCGAGGUCACCAUCACUCAGUUGGCGCCGGGAGAGUUCUUGCUCAUCACCGGCUCCGGAUCGGAGCUGCAUGAUCUCAGGUGGAUCGAAAGCGAGGUGGCACUAGGCGGCUACGAGGUGGACAUCGCCAACGUGACGGAAGACAUGGGCGUGCUGGGCAUCGCGGGGCCGAACUCCCGCAAGGUCCUUCAGAAGCUGACAAAAGAGGAUAUGAGCGACGCAGGAUUUAAAUUCCUCCAGUGCAAAUCCAUCCAGUUGGCCGGCAUUCCACUCCGUGCCAUCAGGAUCUCCUACACUGGUGAACUGGGAUGGGAGAUGUACAUGGCCCAGAAGGACAUGGCGGCCGUAUAUCAAGCCAUCAUGGACGCGGGCAAAGAUGAGGGCAUCGACAACUUUGGCACUUACGCCAUGUCUUCGCUCAGACUGGAGAAAGGCUUCAGGGGAUGGGGAGCUGAGAUGAACUGUGACACCAAUCCUUUGGAGGCGGGGCUGGACUAUUUCAUCAAACUCAAUAAGCCCGCCGACUUUAUCGGCAAGGCGGCCCUUCAGGAGAUCAAAGCCAAAGGCCUGACAAGGAAGUUGUCCUACAUCACAGUGGACACGCACGACAUCGACCCCGAGGGCAACGAAACGGUUUGGCACAACGGCAAGGUGGUGGGCAACACCACGUCCGGCGCCUACAGCUACAGCUCCCAGCAGAGCCUGGCGUUCGCCUACCUUCCCGUGGAGCUGUGUUCCGUGGGCCAGAAGGUGGAGGUGGAGCUGCUGGGCAGGAAGUACCCAGCCAUGGUCAUCCAGGAGCCGCUGGUCCUCACCGAGCCCACGCGGACCCGUUUGCAGAAGAAAGCAAAGAGCAAAGCAUAAUGACUGCGAGAGUGGCAAUGAAGAUCGAGCCUGCUGCGAUGCCGUGAGACUGUGGGGUCCAUUUCCAUUUCAAGACCCGUUUAGUGCCACGUCCCCCUUUCACUUUGCUUUUUUUCUUUCAUGGAACAGGAGUGCCAUAAAUGUCUUUUGGUGCAUGCCAAGCACACAAUGUCUUAAAGUGUUGCUAGUCUGAUUUCAUUUGUGUGAUUCCAAUGUUUACAUUUUACAACAUGAAAAGAAAAAUUAAGGAAAUAAUUUAAAGAAAAUGUACUCAGGUCCCAUAACUACUGAAUUAAAGAUUUGUAUAAAGUUUUUUUAAUCAAUAUAUAUGUUUUUAGAAAUAUGCAAUAAAUACACUGCCUUGUA